Molecule: messenger RNA, 1323 nt
Organism: Aquila chrysaetos chrysaetos
Lineage: Eukaryota; Metazoa; Chordata; Aves; Accipitriformes; Accipitridae
Gene: TMEM247
Product: transmembrane protein 247
Exons: 6
Coding region: 454-1071 (205 amino acids)
Cellular component (GO): endoplasmic reticulum
Source: RefSeq, a predicted model, not a curated record
GCAGGACAGCUGACCCAAACUGGCCAAAGGGAUAUUUCAUAUUGUAUGAUGUCAUGCUGAACAAUAAAACUGGGGGGAGUUGGCUGGGGGGUGGCAGCCCGCUGCUCGGGGACUGGCUGGGCAUUGGUCAGUGUGUGAUGAGGUUACUACACUACAGGCUUUCUGCUGAUUUGUGAAGAGGCAUUACUUGGCUUUGUCUUCUGAGACCUCGUGGCUGAAUAACCGGUAUAGAGAAACAUACCUUUGGUAUCGAGCAGCACUGUCAUCCAGUGUAUUAGAAGGUCAUCUAACCUGAGGGGACCGAAACAGCUGAACAUCCCUGAAGAUGCUUUAACAUCAGUGGAGGUCUCCCAUGUUGAGACAGGAACUCUGUUUGCUGAAGACCAGGAAAUACAAGGAGAUUUGGAAGACCUCUGUGAUCUAGAGGGAUCAGAAUAUUCCUUUCAAACAACCAUGGAAGAGCUUGAGGAAAAUCAGAAGGAUAUUCAACUUACUUUACAGGAACCCCAGAAUAAUGAUAACAAGAAGCAACAGCAGGAAAAGAUGCAGGGAGCCAUCAGACACAUGACAACAUCAUCUUUCAUCUCAGACAGCAAAAGAGAGAGCUUGGACACAAAGUGUCAUAUGGCACAUUUGGACAUGAAGGAAGGAACCAGUGUUUUGCAGUCAGAAGUAUCUACCAGUGCAGAGGAGCUGGAACAGCUCUGUGGCAAGGAGGUCACAGCAGCUGAUAUUGAGCUUGAGAGGAUGAGGUGGGAUUUUGUGCUGGCUAAACUGAAAUAUGAACAUGAGGAUAAUGAAAAGCAAAGGCUUCAUGAAGAGAGAAUGCAGCAGAUUCAUCAACAGGCAGUAAAAAGAUCAUUUAGCCAAGGACUCCAAGACCUACUCCGGCCCCCGAACCCGUAUGCCUUGUUCCUAUACUGCUUCAUCGUUAUUCAUGUUAUUUAUACACUAAAGGAGCUGUCCUUCUACUUUUUCCAAACCCAUUAUCUGUUCUGUUUUGCUGUUGUGGUCUUUUACAUUCUCAAAAAGAUUUUCCAGGAUUACAAAAAUAAGAAGAAAUAUCCUUAAAAAGGCAGCAUAUUGUACUCAUUUUGCCCCUGUUUUUGCUGCUUUUUUAUUAUCUUUUCCUCACUACACCAAUCAUACAUGCAGGAUUUCAGAUAUUGCUAUAUGCGCAGUAGACUAAUUAUGGAAAACUAACUGAUUUCCUCAAGAAAAUUCCGACUGAAUGACAUCAUUUGACUUCAUGCUGUCUCACCAACAUGUUUGGCAUCAUUCAGGGGCAUUCGUCUAUACAAAUAAAGUUAUACACAAUAAGAA